CUGAUAUAUAUAUUCCUCUUCACUCAUCUAACGUUCCCUUCGUCGUUUUCAUUCUCAGCCUCUUCUUCCCCCACAACUCCCAAAUCCGACCCUCUUUUCAGAGACGGACCCAUAACUCCAAAGCUCAACAAUGUCGGAAACUUUGGUUCUAAGGGGCACAAUGAGGGCCCACACUGACUGGGUCACGGCCAUCGCCACCCCCAUCGACAACUCCGACAUGAUAGUCACCUCCUCUCGCGACAAGUCCAUUAUCCUCUGGGCUUUGACCAAGGAGGACAAGACUUAUGGCGUCGCACGACGACGUUUAACCGGUCACUCCCACUUCGUACAGGACGUCGUCCUCUCGUCGGACGGCCAGUUUGCUCUCUCCGGCUCAUGGGACGGAGAGCUCCGUCUGUGGGACCUACAGGCAGGGACAACCGCUCGCCGAUUUGUGGGCCACACCAAGGACGUUCUCUCCGUCGCCUUCUCGAUUGAUAACCGUCAGAUCGUCUCCGCAUCCCGUGACCGUUCGAUCAAGCUAUGGAACACGCUCGGAGAGUGCAAGUACACUAUUCAGGAUGGAGAGGCCCAUUCCGAUUGGGUCAGUUGCGUUCGGUUCAGUCCAAAUACGCUAGCUCCGACCAUCGUCUCGGCGUCGUGGGACCGGACUGUGAAGAUCUGGAACUUGACCAACUGUAAGCUCCGGUCAACUCUCGCCGGCCAUGGCGGCUACGUUAACACAGUGGCGGUGUCGCCGGACGGGUCGUUGUGUGCGAGUGGGGGAAAAGAUUCGGUGAUAUUGCUUUGGGAUUUGGCUGAGGGGAAGAAGCUGUACUCAUUGGAUGCUGGGUCUAUAAUUCACGCGCUGUGUUUCAGUCCGAAUAGGUACUGGCUUUGUGCAGCUACGGAGGCUUGUAUUAAGAUUUGGGAUUUGGAGAGUAAGAGUGUGGUAGUGGAUUUGAGGGUGGAUCUUAAGGCUGAGAGUGAUAUGACUCCAGAGGCGACUACCGGCCAAAACAAUACUGCCAAAACUAAGGUCCAUUCAUAUCCUUUUUGGCCCUUCUAUAACUAUACAUGCAACUGUGUGUAUAUGGUGAUGUAUUCACUUGUUUGUAUGCUAGCAUUAUGGUCUUCUGAUGUUUUUGACACUAAUAUGGAGCUUUAG
This is a messenger RNA of Ilex paraguariensis (yerba mate), 1147 nucleotides long. The record is from the annotation of a GenBank genome assembly. NCBI's taxonomy places the organism in Eukaryota, Viridiplantae, Streptophyta, Magnoliopsida, Aquifoliales, Aquifoliaceae.